UUACCGCGUUCUGUCAAGUGGCAUGAAGUUCGUUAAGUAUUGUUUACAGUUUAUUUAUUACAUUUUGAAUAUUUUAUAGUCUUAUGUUCUGUGUGUUGUUUGUUAAAUGUGAUAUAAAAUGGUUAAAGAAACGCCAACGACGCCCAAAAAGCAACUGCUAAGUGCUAACAAAGAAAAACUAAAGGUUAUAACUCCACUUACUGUAAAACUUGAAGCUUUGACUCCAAAGCAAAUGAAAACUAUAAGAAGCAGUGUUAAAAAGUCAAGAUAUCCAAAUGAACCUGUUACACCAAAAGCAAACAUUGAGUUUAGCAUGGAACUUAAGAAAGCUAUCAACGAAAGGAAUAUUUUGACAUCGAAAACAAAAAAGGUUGUGUUUGAUGCUUUGGAUGAUAUUAAAACGAAAACAGAGGAGGAAAGCAGAAAUUACAAGAAAAAUAGAGCCUUAUUAGAGAUAAUAAAUAGUGAAAUGAAGUAUGUGAGUCAGUUGGAAACAAUUAUUAACUUUUUUAUGAAUCCCAUCAAGGAGAGAAAGCUUUUAAAACAAGACGAUUUUGAAACAUUGUUUGGGAAUAUUAAAACAAUAUAUAGCAUCAAUAAAAAUUUGCUUGAAGAAUUAGAUGAAGGCACUAAAAAUGUUGCUCAGGCAUUUUUGAAAGUAGCUCCAUUUUUUAAACUAUAUUCAGUUUAUGCUUACGAUUACAAGAAUUCUUUAAGACUAAUACAAAAUGCAAGGGCUGUUAAUCCUCAGUUUGCUAAGUUUGUAGAAAUGCAGGAAACUCGUCCAGAAGUACAGACAAAGUUGUCGUCUUUACUUAUCACUCCAAUUCAAAGGGUGCCAAGGUAUAAAUUACUUUUAAUGCAUUUGCAAGAAUUGACCUCCACUAAGGAAAAGGAUUACAAUUUAAUUGUAGAAUGUUUGGAGAAAAUAGAUGAUGCUGCUGACCAUAUUAAUAAAGUUGUUGAUGAUCAAGAAAAUGCUCAAAGGUUGCUUGAAUUGCAUAGAUGUUUUUGUGGUGGUGAGCCGAACAUUAUAACUCCUGGAAGAACCCUUAAAAAAGAAGGAAUUCUAAUGAAAAUGUCCUCAAAACAGGCCCACAGUGAAAAAUUGUAUGCAGUAUUAAUGAACGACAUAAUAAUGUUUUGUAAAAUGAAAAAAGAUGGCCCCAAAGUAAAUUCACUAAAAACCAGCCUAAUAUUUCCAUUAAAUAAGAGUAAAAUAACUGAAAUAUUGGAUAAGGGAUGUUUUAAAAUCAAUUGCCAGGAUGAGGAAGUUAUUUUAUACAAUGACAAAUUAGUUGAAACCAAAAAGUGGAUAGAAGCCCUUAAAUUAACAAUUGAAAAUCACAUUGAAGAUAGAAAAUCUUUAAGAAAAGAAAGUUCUUCUAGAAGACCAGUUAAAAGGAAAGAUAUGCAGGAAUAUCAUGAAGUUGGUGUAAGUCCAGGACGUCCACUAAAGAAAAGAAAAAUUGAGGGUUCCCACAUUCAGGGUAGACAACCAAUUCAUUCUCUUCCAUGUUCAUCAUCAUACUUACAAAGUAAUGAAGAUACGGAAAACAACGAAAAUAGGGAUGAAGCUAAUAACCAAGUGUAUGUUUUUGGCAAUCCUCACAAUUCCAAUAGUGGUUUUAAAUUUACAAAAAUGAUAGGGGAUGUUGGUUCAUCCAUUAAAAAUUUCUUUAGUUUUGGUAAGAAAAACUAGAAGAUUUGUCAAAAUUGUUUGUUUUUAUAUUAUUGAUAUAGGUAAUUAAAUUUUUUUACACCCAUAUAUGUAUAAGUAAUAAAAUAUAGUGAAUUACAUAUUUUUGUAUGCAUAUUUGCGCGAUGAACCAUUAUUAAAAAAGAAUCAUUUUUAUGAUUUUUAAUUUAUUAAUAAAACAUUAGAAACAA
Brassicogethes aeneus is the source of this 1890-nucleotide messenger RNA. Lineage: Eukaryota; Metazoa; Arthropoda; Insecta; Coleoptera; Nitidulidae. The record is from the annotation of a GenBank genome assembly.